AUGGCUGCAUCAGCUGUGUCUGCCAAGUUCGUCACCCCUGCCCAGGCUGUGUCCAAGGGCUUUGGCGACUUUGAUGGCUUGAAGAGCACCAAUGUGGCCUCUUUUGGAAAGAAGUCCGAGGACUUCGUUGCUCGUGUCGGCGCUCAGACUGCUGCGGCUCCCGCUUCUGCCACCCGCGCAGUUGCUGAGGCCAAGAUCAAGGUGGCCAUCAAUGGGUUUGGACGCAUUGGCCGCAACUUCGUCCGCUGCUGGCACGGCAGGGAAGACUCUCCUCUCGAGAUUGUUGCCAUCAACGACUCUGGCGGAGUGAAGCAGGCCUCCCACUUGCUGAAGGAGCUGGGCGUUGACCUCGUCAUCGAGGGUACCGGUGUUUUCAUCGAUAACGAGGGUGCUGGCAAGCACAUCAAGGCAGGUGCCAAGAAGGUGCUCAUCACUGCUCCUGGCAAGGGUGCCAUCCCGACGUACGUGAUUGGUGUCAACGCUGACCAGUACACGAACGCCGACACCAUCAUUUCUAACGCGUCCUGCACCACCAACUGCCUUGCUCCCUUCGUCAAAGUCCUCGACGAGAAGUUCGGAAUUGUGAAGGGUACCAUGACGACCACCCACUCGUACACUGGUGACCAACGUCUUCUGGAUGCUUCUCACCGUGACCUUCGUCGUGCUCGUGCGGCGGCGCUUAACAUUGUGCCAACCUCUACUGGUGCUGCGAAGGCUGUCGCCCUCGUACUUCCCAACCUGAAGGGGAAGUUGAACGGUAUCGCUCUCCGCGUGCCCACUCCCAACGUUUCCAUUGUUGACCUUGUCAUCCAAACCGAGAAGAAGACUUUCGCCGAGGAGGUCAACGCAGCCUUCCGUGAGGCCGCCAAUGGCCCACUCAAGGGUGUGCUUGCGGUUUGCGACGAGCCCCUCGUGUCGGUUGACUUCAGGUGCUCAGACGUGUCUUCCACGAUCGACUCAUCCUUGACCAUGGUCAUGGGUGACGAUAUGGUGAAGGUCGUCGCAUGGUACGACAACGAGUGGGGCUAUUCUCAGCGCGUUGUUGACCUCGCUAACCUCGUGGCUGAGAAGUGGGAGUAG
Molecule: messenger RNA, 1080 nt
Organism: Closterium sp. NIES-65
Lineage: Eukaryota; Viridiplantae; Streptophyta; Zygnematophyceae; Desmidiales; Closteriaceae
Source: the annotation of a GenBank genome assembly